GGUCCCAAGCCCGGAUGAGAAAAGAGGAGGGUUGAGUAGAGCUGGACAUUCCUACCGUAAAAUGUCAACGCCGAGCACUGGGCGGCGGGAAAUAACCCAACCCCCGGAUCCAACCAGUGACCCGGAGCGGGACCAGUUGCCGUGAAGGACUAAAUCCCUUCAAAAUACUGAUGUGGAAGGACGUGGGAACCCACCACAAUUACAUCCCAAGAGAGUCAUGGACAGAGAAACAUUUGAAAGUGAUUUGUCGGGUGAUCCGGCUGACGCCCGGCGCCUUUCGGUACCCGGGCCGGAUGGUGUGAAGUAUGCUACCGAAGCUUCCAAAGAGGCGAGCCUUCAGGCCUCUGCAGAAGGACAUGCUACUGUUGGCACUAAAACUACAAGAAAUAAUUUCUCAAUGCGAUCCCAUCAGCGCAUUGGCACCUGGAACGUUAAUGGGCUGCUUCAAGCAGGCAAAUUGAGCAUAGUGGACAAAGAAAGAGAGAAUCAUAACUUACCUAUCUUGGGCCUCAGCGAAACACAUAUACGAGGCCAGGGACAUUUCACGACUUCGUCAGGUAGCACACUUUACUUCUCCGGGUUAGAAGACUCUAGCCGGAGCGGCGUUGGAAUACUUUUACCACGGAAUAUGAACAAAUUUGUCCUCGGAUACAAUCCGGUGUCGGAUAGGAUAAUAACAAUGAAACUGAACACCAAACCCUGUCUCCUCAAUAUCGUUCAAAUUUAUGCUCCAACAGCUCAGUCCACGAAAGAGGAUAUCGAUGGGUUUUACGAUGCACUUGAAAAAACCCUAGACGAUAUUCCAAGUAGACAAAUCACAGUAAUCUUGGGAGACUGGAAUGCCAAGAUAGGUAACACAGAAUCAAUUCCGGAAACUAGCGACGUCAUCGGGAAGUAUGGUCUGGGCACUAGAAACGAACGUGGACAAAGGCUUGCGGAGUUCUGUAUUGGUAGAGGUCUGAGUAUUACGAAUACAAUGUUUCAGCACCAUAAGAGGCGACUGUACACAUGGAGAUCUCCUGGCGAUCGAUUCAGAAACCAGAUAGACUAUGUAUUAGUGGACAAGCGCUGGAGAUCUUCCGUAAAAAAUGUAAAGACCUUUCCUGGGGCCGAAUGUGGUUCUGAUCACACACUGCUCGUCGCCUUCUUCUCCCUCCGGCUUAAAGCUGUCCACCAAAACUCACGACUCAAACCUAGAUCACUAAAUCCAAUAGAAGAAGCUCAUUUUCGGAAUUUGAUUGAAACAAAGCUUGCCAAAUCCCCUUUAUCACUGAGGGAGGAUGCAGAAUCUAUGUGGAUGAAUCUGGAAAGUAAAAUAAAUGAUGCCCUUGAAGAUGUUACCUCUCAAAGAGAAAAAGAUCCCAGGAGAUCCACAUGGAUAACAGACCAAACAUGGAGCCUAAUCCAGCGCAGAAAAGAUGUCAAAGCCAGAGGCCUACAGAAUCCUGAGAUACGUAGGGAAUACUCUGAGAUUUGUAAAGCAGUCCAAAGAGAAUGCCGCAGAGACAAAAAUAAAUUUAUUAUGGGCAUAUGUCGAGAGGUGGAAUCACACGCGCUAAAGCUGCAAACUUCAGAUCUGUUCAAGAAAGUCCGUCUGCUAAGUAGAAAAUUCAAGCCCAAAUCUUGGGUCAUAGAAAACUCUGAAGGACUACCACUGCAUGAACUGCACGAAAUCACGGAACGCUGGCGUGGCUACUGUGAGCAACUCUAUAAAGCUCCCCAUGAAUCUACCGAAAGCCGGUUCGACUGGAAAGAUCUUGAAUUGGAGCCUAAUAUCCUGAGAUCAGAGGUAACGGGUGCAAUCGACCGGCUCAAAUCAAAGAAGGCUCCCGGACCUGACGAUAUCACAUCGGAGAUCCUCAAGGCUCUUGGUGACAAUGGCUUGGACGUACUCCAUAAGAUUUGCAAUCACGUAUGGCAAAACGGUGAAUGGCCCAAAAACUGGACGCGGUCUGUAAUUAUCCCACUGCACAAGAAAGGUUCAACUAGAAAAUGUGAUAAUUACCGCACCCUGGCCCUCAUCUCUCACGCUAGCAAAAUUCUUUUACAUGUAAUAAACAGCAGGAUUCGUUACUAUUUGGACUGGCAGAUCCCGCAGGAACAAGCUGGAUUUGUAAAAGGCAAGGGCACGAGGGAGCAAAUACUGAACGUGAGACAGAUUGUGGAAAAGUGCUACGAAUUCGACACGCCGGUCAUCAUGUGUUUCGUUGACUAUAGUAAGGCUUUUGACUGUGUUGACUGGAACUGCUUGUGGGAUGUCCUCACAGAGUUGGGGGUCCCUCGCCACCUUACUGCACUCCUUCAGUCAUUAUACUACAACAGCCAGGGAGUAGUGAGAAUCGAUAGGACUGCAUCUGACUCGUUCAAAUUUCACAAGGGCGUGCGGCAGGGCUGCAUCCUGUCACCCAUCCUGUUCAAUAUUUACGGCGAAUACAUCGUCAGGAAAACUUGCGAUGGAUGGGAUGGUGGUAUUACCGUCGGAGGCUGUAAAAUCUCUAACUUGCGCUACGCUGACGACACCACUCUCCUGGCAGCCAGCGAAAUCGAGAUGGGCAAGUUCUUGGACAGGAUGGAGCGCAUUAGCAAAGACCUCGGACUCGCGAUAAACAGAUCUAAAACAAAGGUCAUGAUCGUUGAUCGCACAGGCAGACUGGAGCUCAGCGGUACACUUAAUUUAGAAGUAACGGACAACUUUGUUUACCUGGGCUCCAACAUCAGCAACAAUGGCUCUUGUGAACCGGAAAUUCGCAGACGGAUUGGGAUGGCAAAAGGUGCCAUGUCUCAGCUGGACAAAAUAUGGAAGGACAAAAAUAUCUCUAUGAACACCAAGAGCAACCUAGUCCGCACACUAGUGUUUUCAAUAUUCAUAUACGGAGCAGAGACAUGGACUAUAAAGAAAGCUGACCGCAAUCGGAUUGAUGCCUUCGAAAUGUGGUGCUGGAGGAGGAUGUUGGGUAUUCCCUGGACCGCACGCCGCACCAAUUUAUCCAUCCUAGCUCAGUUGAAGAUCCGGACUAGACUCUCCACCAUUUGCAUGCGAAGAAUUCUUGAAUACUUUGGCCACAUCGCAAGGAAAGACAGUGACAACUUAGAGAAAUUGAUGGUCACUGGAAAGGUCGAGGGCAAGCGACUAAGAGGCAGGAACCCGACCCGUUGGACGGACCAGAUUCGUGCAGCCCUGGAUACCACAGUGCACGAUGCUCUGCAUUCAGCUGCAGAUAGGAACAGAUGGCGGUGCACUAUAAAAAACAAUCUGUUUCAAGGCCAUGACCACGACCCUCUAUCUAUCUAUCUAUCAGCCCAUGGACGUCCACUGCUGGACAUAGGCCUCCCCCAAGCCUCGCCACAAAGACCGGUCCUGCGCUGCCUGCAUCCAGCGGAUCAGUAAUGAGGAAACCGACGCAAGGAGGAGGAGAUAAUCGAAGCUUAAAAAAAAAUGCAAUAGAACACAACAUGGGACAUUCCUUCAAGCAACAUUUUCAAUUGAUUUUUAAUAAUAUAGAGAGUAAUAAAAACUUUGAAAAUUUACAACCGAGAGUCAAGCGGCAGGUCAGUUCGGGUGCAGGUAAAUUCAUUGAAGCAGCGAAGAUGCCACAAAUCAAGGUAUUCCGACUGUUCCUGCAGAUGUUUAAGAAUGGAUGGGCCGAUUCGUACGUCGGUGGAACCGGGCCAUUGGAUCCGCGAAUCAUCCGGCCGGUUCUCUAUCUAUUCAAGGAUAAGAUUAUACAAUUCUUUAUGCCCGAACCUGGAGUAGAACAUCAGAAAAAAUCGCAUUAGUUCAUACAUAUUAUCAUAGCUUUGUAUAUUUGUAAACAGUAUUUAAAAUAAAAUCUUGAGCUAUUUCUAAGAUAUCCGUUUUAAGCUAAGAGCUAUGUAUAAAAUUAUAUUAUGUUGGAUUCAUUUGAUAUUAGCUGGAUGAAGCUAAUAUAUUUAAAUAUUGAGCCAUUUCCUUUAACUGUGUUAAGCGGCUAACGAUGCGCUAUUUUUAAAAUAAUAUUAUGUUGGAUUCGUUUGAUAUUAGCUUAAGCUAAUAUAUUUAAAUAAAAUAUAUGUACAUAUAUAAAAACUUAUUUUUAGUUUAAGUCCAAUACUUAUUAUGAACUAAUUUGCUUACUAUUCUCGUUUUCUACGCAUACCCAUUUUACUGGUGGUGGAGCAUCUUGUGAGCCGCCCUGCAUAUUUCGGUCGUGUCUGUCUAGGUAUAUUCUGUUUAUUCUGCAGUAGGUACGUUAGUUUUAAUGUCGAAUGAAUUAUUAUUGUAAAUUGCUUAUAAUUCUUCCCUUCGGUUUUCACGAGUCGUCCAUAUAUAAUUACUACUAUCUUAAUUAUGUCUUUAUGCAUAUCUAAGAUUCUAAGUCGUACAUAAGAUUAUAAAGUUUUAUAUUAAAUCUUCUAGAAAUAAAUCUUUUAGAUUACGGCUUGUGAUGUCCGCACGAAAACUGGGAAGGAAACGAAACGACGGAAAUUCUAAAAUUUACAAAACAAAUGACAGUUCUAGCCGUAAAAGCGUUUUAUAAUUAAAUUUACAAGUUCAAUGAAAAAUAAAAAAUAAAUGCGUUUUUUUUAUUAGCGCAGAUCUUCUUCUUCUUCUUCGUCGCUUUCUUCAUUGCUGAAGGUCAUGUCCCUGAAACUCGACCGUUGCCUGUCUCGUGAUCUGUUACGUGAAGCAAAAACUUUGUAUUCCUUUUUAUGAAAAUUGCGCGGACGGAGGAGUAUGAAAUUUUCCACACUUAUAGAGAAUAUAGAGAAGAAGUGCACAAUGCUAAUAUCUUUUUAAAAUAAUGCAUAAAAGAUACAUUAAAUCAAUAAAGAAAACAUUCCACACACUACAUACCAUGUAUUUGACGCACACACGCAUGCAUACUAUUUAUUGUCAAACUUUUGUUCUUGACGUCUGUUGUCAAAUUGAGAUUAAAUAUUGUUUGUCUUUGUUAAUAUUUUUUAUAGUGUAGUCUUGGCGAAAUUUGUGAUUAUAGAAGUAUAAAAUACAAUCAUAAUAGUGUACAAACUUACAAUUCCAAUUAAUUAUAGUCGAAUUUCGACUACUGCGGGACCUCUAGUAUAGUUUAAAAGCUAAAAAAGCUUAUAUACCUAGACCAAAAAUAUUAAAAGAAUAUUAUUUUUUUUCGCCUUGGUGUUCUUGACAUCAGGCAAUAGUUAUAAAGUUAUUGUAUUGACCAGUUGAAAUUGGUUGGAAAUACUUUGAAAGAUUCGAUAACUAGAUACAGGACAAACUAAUGAAUAAGUGCUAAAAAUAAUAGUACAUGUAAUAGGUAUUUUUUUGGUAGAAGCAAUUAGAGCAGUAAUACCAAUCGGUUUGAUCUAACAACAUACUCUACCGCCAACAAUGAAGUCCGUAGAAAAACGUGUAAGAUUUCUGGUUUAAUUAACUGGUCUGACUUGGGCAAAAUGCUAUCGACUGAUUCUCUUUUGCCAGGAAUAUCUUUUUAAAUACUAAGUAAAUAGCAUAUAAGUAGAGAAAAUAUCUCUUCUUGAGAUUGAAACCUCAUUAAUUGAGAAUUUGUUGAAUGAGAAAAAAUCCUGUAAAUGAAACAUAUAACUAUUAAUAGCAUACACAAUAAUUUGUAAAUGAUUUGGACGUAUGUUUGUAAUGUUUUCUUGUUAUUUCCAUGGGAAAUUUCUAUACAAUUAGCAAUAAUCACAUUCCCUUUCCGGAUUUCAUUAGUCUAAAUAUAUAAGUAUUUUAUAAAAGUC
Messenger RNA from Bombyx mori (domestic silkworm), 5715 nucleotides. Its product is annotated as RNA-directed DNA polymerase from mobile element jockey. The record is from RefSeq and is a predicted model, not a curated record. NCBI's taxonomy places the organism in Eukaryota, Metazoa, Arthropoda, Insecta, Lepidoptera, Bombycidae. Bases 218 to 3388 code for a protein of 1056 amino acids. The transcript has 3 exons. Gene Ontology annotation, molecular function: catalytic activity.